Messenger RNA from Dibothriocephalus latus, 648 nucleotides. Lineage: Eukaryota; Metazoa; Platyhelminthes; Cestoda; Diphyllobothriidea; Diphyllobothriidae. The record is from the annotation of a GenBank genome assembly.
AUGGUCAGUCCCAAGGUCCAGAAAGUGUUUGAAAGAGUUCGCCAGUCAGCUGAUUUCAUGCCAACGCGUCAAAUGUACUCCGUAAUAAACGAAGACCUCGGCCCAGACUGGAAGAGUAAGGUCGCCAGCUUCGAGGAGAAACCGUUUGCAGCCGCUAGCAUCGGCGAAGUUCAUCGGGCAGUGCUGCAUGAUGGAACCACUGUGGCGAUGAAGAUCCAGUACCCCGGUAUCAGCAAGAGCAUUGACACUGAUGUGGCCAACAUUAUGCUCGUUCUAAAACGUUUUGAGCUCCUCCCACGUGGCAUGUUUGCUGAGGAGGCCAUCAAGGUGGCAAAGCGGGAGCUGCACUGGGAGUGCGACUACAUCCGGGAGGCUGCCUAUGCCACACACUUUAAGAAAUUGCUGGCAGACGAGAAGGCUUUUGUGGUGCCGCGGGUCAUUCCGGAACUUUCCUCUCAUCGAGUAUACACGACGGAGUACUUCGAUGGGCUCGUUCUGGACGACUGUGCAGCCUUGUCUCAAGAGGUCCGAAACUGGGUAAGUAUUCGAGUUGUUGUUGUUGUUGCGUUGACACCCACUUUCUGCGGUCAGUGUCAGGAACCAACGCUCACUGAGAUGACUUCGUACACAAAUGGACUGCAAUGGUAG